GUCCUCCUCCUCCACGUCCGCCUCGGAGCCACUCACUCCGAGUCCUCUUCCACACCUCUUACCCGACAAAAGGAAGCCUCAGCACGUCCCCGACGCGUCAGGAAUAAGAUGAACGGUGCCGCGUCCGCGUCCCAAUCCUCCUACGUCAAUGGCCACCAGAACGGCUCGGCGGGUGCGAAUGGCGCGGGCUCCCCGUACGAGGCCGCGGAGAACGAGCAGGCGACCUCCUCGGCCUCUCCGCAAAACGGAUACGUGUUCCCGGCAAACCACCACAAUGAAGAGAUCGUCGAGCACUUGUACCAGUCGGGAUUUCAGGCGGGGAACUACUCGGACAUCCUGUUGCAUGUCCACCAAAACAUGUACCGCCUGCACUCGAUCAUCCUCUCCAGGUCACCCUAUCUGGCGCACCUAAUGUCUACAAUGCAGCCGAACGUGCAGCGCGCCAUCUAUGUCCCCUUGGACCACGACCGAGAGGUCACUCCCGAUGGCUUUGCUAUAGCCCUGGGCUAUCUAUACUCCUCCGCUUCGCUUCGUCUCGUGCACCCCGACAAUGCGCGCGGUGUCCUGGCUGCAGCAUGCCUGCUCGGCGGCAUGGACGAGCUCUGCGAGUUCGCCUACGAUGUCUGUCGACGCCACAUCAGCCUCGACAACAUCGGCUCGUGGCUCGACUUCGUCGAGAUACCGGACACGACAUCGGGUAGCGCCACGCCUAUGCGUUCUGGCACCCCGAUGCUGCCCGGAACACCCACCCUGGCCACGCCACCGCCGCUGCCACAGCCGACGACGCUCUUUGGGCUUUACACCCAAAGACUUCGGAGCGACGUCUUCAACUUCCUUGUCGUGACGCUACCCGCGAGCCUCGACCUAACCGACACGAACCAGGACUCGUCCGAGCCCUCCGGACGUGACGUGCUCAUGCAAAUAUUCGCGCAGGUGCCCUUCGACCUGUUCAAGUCCGCGGUCGAGUCUCCGACGUUCCAAAUCGGCUCCGACCAGGCGCGCUUCAAGUUCGCAAAAGACACGAUCGAGGUCCGCAAGCGCACGAACCCGCGCGCGGCGGGCGCCGAGGAGACCGUCGUGCUCGCGUUCGGCGGCGGGAACGGGGGCAGCGCGGUCCACGUCACGCGUAAGCUGAGGAAGAAGCCCCUCUGGAAGGUUAACUCGUAAAAGGAUGCGGGCCGGGACUGGCACGGUUUGCUAUACGAAUCUCUAUCUACUGUACGAUCUCCUAAACUGCUCUCGUAUACUCACGGUAUCUGCUUGUGUAGAUGUAAUUUUGUAAAGCCCCUCCAAGGCUUUGUAAACCCCACGAGGCGUUUUGUGCGCAAACUGCGU
Messenger RNA from Schizophyllum commune H4-8, 1335 nucleotides. RefSeq lists its product as uncharacterized. The transcript is spliced from 6 exons. Gene Ontology annotation, molecular function: protein binding. The coding region runs from base 109 to 1167 and encodes 352 amino acids. The record is from RefSeq and is a predicted model, not a curated record. Lineage: Eukaryota; Fungi; Basidiomycota; Agaricomycetes; Agaricales; Schizophyllaceae.